This is a messenger RNA of Glycine soja, 2522 nucleotides long. RefSeq names its product equilibrative nucleotide transporter 8-like. NCBI's taxonomy places the organism in Eukaryota, Viridiplantae, Streptophyta, Magnoliopsida, Fabales, Fabaceae. Gene Ontology annotation, cellular component: plasma membrane. Gene Ontology annotation, molecular function: nucleoside transmembrane transporter activity. Bases 1046 to 2242 code for a protein of 398 amino acids. The transcript is spliced from 2 exons. Gene Ontology annotation, biological process: nucleoside transmembrane transport. The record is from RefSeq and is a predicted model, not a curated record.
UGUAAUACCCAUCGUUAGGUUUAAGUCUCUUAGCAAUCACUGCCUUUGAGUACUCGUUUGUCUCCUCCACUGACUAGAUGAAAUAAAAAGCUCCACAAUCUAUCACUCAUACAAAGAAAAGAAAUCGAUGUCUGUUACUAUUUGGUGAUUUAGGCAACAUAGCACUUCGUGUUAAACUUUCUUUUGCAAUGUUGUCUUGAGGCAGUGCUAUGGACCUCAGCAAGCUACCACCAUGUUAAAAAAAGGGCUAAAAGCCUGGAAUAGCGGCUAAGUGUAAGUGACAUACGUCGAGCUGGGGGUGAUUAACCUGAACUGUAUAAAUUCUCUCUGAAACAGUAUCAAAUUCUGCUGAGGUAAGCUUGCAAUUAACCGAGAGACACGCUUCACGGGACCCUUUUUCUUUUGUGAAAUGUCACCCUUGGUUGUCUCUGCUUCUCUCCAUAUGACUCUAUUGACUACUCUCACUAAAGAGUGAACACAGCCGUUGGUUGGUGGCAUAUUAUUGUUGUUGAUUUAUUACCUUUUUUUAACUUGUUCUCAACAUCUUUUUGCUUUGCAACUUGUGGAUAACUCUGGUGCAGGCAAGAAAAGGCUUAUAGUAAAAGGAUCAUUAUCAUGAAUAUCAAGCAUCCAAUUUUUAUGUUAAUUGAGGGUCUAGUACUAGACAUCUUACCCAUGUGUGACCGUAUGACCAAAAGGUAUAUCUAAUAUCACCCAUUCGUUGCUGUCCCCACAGAGCACAAAUUUUCUUAUUCAUACAUUAAGCAUAUCAAUUCCAUGUCCAACUCCAUCAAUCAAAUGCGUGCGUCUGUGUGUGCUCGUGUGCGUGUCAGUGUAUAUAUACGUAUGAAGCCUAGCAAAGCUGUCAACUAGUCCCAAACUAGCUCCUAGCAUAAGUAGAAGAACUACCUCACUACCUGUAUCAACCGCCACUUCCUCUUAUAAUCCUCACCCUCUCUCUCACUCUAUUCAAACAUCAUAGUUCAGCACUUGAGUUAUUAGUAUCAACCACGAAUGUCCACAAGUUGAGAAAGAAAAGCAAAAGAUGGAAGCUGUUAAGUUGGUGUCUAGUGAUCCAAGUGAGAGACCAGACACAUACCGAGUCGCUUACAUAAUUCAUUUCUUGCUUGGUGCUGGCAACUUGCUCCCUUGGAAUGCCUUGAUCACUGCAGUGGAUUACUUUGCCUACCUCUAUCCCACCAAACACAUAGAAAAGGUGUUCUCUGUGGCCUAUAUGAUUUCAUCUGUGAUGGUGCUUCUUGGGAUGAUCAGUUGGGGAGGUUGGAGCAAAACAACAUUGAGGCUGAGAAUGAACUUGGGGUUCUCCAUGUUUGUUAUGUCUCUUAUGGUAGCCCCAGUCAUAGACUGGACCUCGAGCAGCACCAAGCUCAAUGAGAGACCGAGCGGCGCCUACGGCUUGACGGUUGCAGCAGUGGUGAUAUGUGGUUUAGCUGAUGGCUUGGUGGGUGGAAGCUUGAUAGGAUCAGCUGGAAAGCUCCCAAAACAGUAUAUGCAAGCAGUUUUUGCUGGAACUGCUUCUUCAGGUAUUAUAAUUUCGAUCUUGAGGAUAAUAACCAAGGCAUCACUCCCACAAACCCCAAAGGGCCUCAAAAUAAGCGCUCACUUGUACUUCAUGGUUGCCACCAUUUUCCUCCUAUGUUGUGUUAUCUUUAGCAACUUGCAGCACAAGUUACCGGUGAUGCAGCAGUAUCAUCAGAGGCUUCAUCAGGAGAGCACCUUGUGCACAGGGACAAAAUUUUGGGCAGUGGCAGGAAAAAUCAAGGGGGCAGCUUUUGGAAUUUUCAUAAUCUACAUAGUGACUCUGUCUAUUUUCCCAGGAUUUAUUGCUGAAGAUCUUGAAUCCAAGCUUCUAAGGGAUUGGUAUCCUAUUUUACUGAUAACAGUUUAUAACUUGGCUGAUCUCAUUGGAAAGUCUUUAACUGCCUUCUAUGUUAUGCAAUCUAUGACAAGGGCAAUAUGGGUAGCCACAGCUAGGCUACUAUUCUAUCCACUCUUUGUAGUGUGUCUUCAUGGACCGAAGUGGCUGAAAACUGAAGUACCUAUGGUGGUUCUGACUUUUCUGCUAGGAUUUAGCAAUGGUUACCUUACUAGUGUCCUUAUGAUUCUAGCACCCAAGUCAGUGCCUUUGUCAGAAUCUGAGUUAUCUGCUAUUGUCAUGACAGGGUUCCUUGGGUUUGGCUUAGUUGGUGGUUCAGUUCUUGGCUGGUUCUGGAUCUUAUGAAGGCCUACUUCUGUUGCAAUAAAAUGAGCAAAAAGGCAGUAGCAUUCAUUGUCAAUCGUGAGGCAAGAAAGCCUUGGUAGUAACCUUGCCCCGACUUGGUUGUUUUGUUUCUUUAUUUGUUCUCUAAUGUCGUGAGUGUCAUAUCUUAGCAUGCCAGAACAUGGGAAACAUGGAGGUUAUAAGGAAACUUGUAUGUAGGUUAGAAAUGUACUGUAAGAAUCCGUAAAUUGAAUGGAAGUUAAGAUCUGCUUUAAUAGAAACAAUAUUUUCUUGCAACAAA